This is a messenger RNA of Rhizophagus irregularis DAOM 181602=DAOM 197198, 471 nucleotides long. The record is from RefSeq and is a predicted model, not a curated record. Lineage: Eukaryota; Fungi; Glomeromycota; Glomeromycetes; Glomerales; Glomeraceae.
AUGCAAUCCGAACUUGAUUUAUUGAAACAACACGUCCUGGCUGAGAAUGCUACGUUUACCAGAAGAUUUUCUUUUAAAAAAAUAUAUCCUUUUAAAGAAUUAUUACCGAAUGAUUUGGUUAACAAUAUACUUGAAUAUCAUUUAGUACCAAAUAAAAAACCAGAUAAUAUACAACUUUCAAGAUGUUGGUCAUCUAUAAUUAAUUCUCAACACUUUAAGGUCUUUGGUAAUUGGAUUGAAAAGAAAAAAAUUGUGGAUUAUUGCAAAAAAAAUCUUGUAGUUGGAAAUAUCUCUCAUAGAUUUGAAUUAAUUUAUCUUUCCAGUAAAGAUGAUGGGGGUAGUAAUCCACGUUUUUCUUAUCCUAAAGUUGGUAUACCAGUAAGAUUUAUUAUAAAAGAUUAUGAAACAUUUCAAGCUAUUAGAUUUGAAUCGCUUAAAAAUAUAGAUAGACUAAAGAAGGUUAUACAAUAA